This is a messenger RNA of Salvia hispanica, 1113 nucleotides long. RefSeq names its product ethylene-responsive transcription factor ERF114-like. Gene Ontology annotation, molecular function: DNA-binding transcription factor activity; DNA binding. The record is from RefSeq and is a predicted model, not a curated record. Lineage: Eukaryota; Viridiplantae; Streptophyta; Magnoliopsida; Lamiales; Lamiaceae. Gene Ontology annotation, biological process: ethylene-activated signaling pathway; regulation of DNA-templated transcription.
AUCCUAGAAAAAAUAGUCGUGAUAAAAAAUCAUGUUCAGACGACUUUGGAGGUAAAGCUCAGCCUUGUCUUUAAUUUCCAUCUAUAUAUAACAGUUGAGCAGCAUAGCUGAAGCCAGAAACGAUGCAUGGGAAGAGGCCCCUUCCUUCCAAUGAAUCCGAGGAUCAAAACGACGUCGAUCCAUUUUUCCCUAUUUACUCAUCCGCCAGAUCGCAGCUAGACAUGUCCGCCAUGGUCACCGCCCUCUCUCAGGUUCUCGGUUACACCGGCGAGAACCCACCGGAGUCCGCCCUCGACACUUCUCCACCACUUCCUCAUCAUCACUCGUCAACCGAACCCCAAACUCAACGAGUUCAAGAACAAGGGAGCACUCAAAAUCCAAGGAGGAGACACUACAGAGGGGUCCGACAGCGGCCUUGGGGGAAAUGGGCGGCGGAGAUUCGCGACCCGAAGAAGGCCGCGCGUGUGUGGCUCGGCACAUUUGACUCCGCGGAGGCUGCAGCCCUGGCCUACGACGAGGCCGCGCUAAGGUUCAAAGGAAACAAGGCCAAGCUCAACUUCCCCGAGAGGGUUCAAGGCCGGACUGAAUUCGGCUACCUAACAACUAGCCGCGGCACCAUGCCUACUCAAACUCAAACUCAAACUCAAACCCGAGCUCCUCCGAGCCAAGAGAACUACCUCAACGUUCAUCACUAUGAAGAACUUUUUCGCAGCGGCCAUGUCAAUAGCAGCUAUGGCUAUGGGAACUCAUCAUCAUCAUCUUCCUCACAAGGGGUUUAUGGAGGAGGGCUGCCUUUUGUUUCGAUGCCGAUGGCGGCUUCUUCGUCUUCGCUUGCGCCUGGUCAGGAAGAUGGGCAGAGAGAGCAAGAUUGUGUGGGGUUUCAGUCGCACUUUGGGUCUAACUCGGGCUCUGCUGAAAGCUGGGAGGAAUAUGAAAGCAAGAGUACAAGGAGUUAUUUCUUUUGAGGGAAUUAAUGUGUGUCGAAUUUUGAUUUCUCAUAUGUAAAAGAUAUCGAAAGUUUAUAAUGAAUGAAUUGUUGGGCUGCAAACAACAUCCCACACACAAGAAUUGUAAGGACUACGUACCUAAUCAACUCCGAAGUUUUUUUUGAAA